AUGCCCUCCUUCAAGGCCCUGCUGAGUGCCGGCCUGGCCGCGACCCUCGCCAUUGCCUCACCCAUUCAAUCCCUCGACUUUACCGGCGAUCUUGCCCGUCGUGCGGACCCGAGUCUGACGGGCUACCUCGGCGCUUUCUUCCUGGGCGCUGAGCCAUAUGUCUACCUCUACCUUAGCAAUGGUAACAACCCGACAUCGUUGCGCGCUCUCAACUCCGGCUCCCCCGUGAUCCGACCCACCAAGGGCACUGGCGGUGUACGUGACCCGGCUAUCGUCGAGGGCGGCGGUGCCGAAAAGGGCAAGAAGUGGUAUAUUAUCGGAACAGAUCUGGACAUUGGCAAGACCACUUGGGACGCUGCCCAAAGACAGGGAUCCAAGGGUAUCUUUGUCUGGGAGAGCACUGACCUGGUGAACUGGAGCAAUGAGCGUCUGGUCGUGGUAGAAGACUCCAGCGCCGGCAUGGUCUGGGCCCCCGAGGCCAUCUGGGACCCGUCAAAGGGACAAUACCUGGUCCACUGGGCAUCCAAGUUUUACCCUGCCUCGGACCCGAACCACACCGGCGCCCCCGGCCCCAUCGUGAUCCGCUACGCCUACACCUCCGACUUCCGCACUUUUUCGGCCCCGAAGACCUACAUCGACAAGUCGCCCACCAACAUCAUCGAUCUCAACAUCCUGCCAACGUCCUCUGACGGCAAGUCCUUCGUCCGCUUCCUCAAGGACGAGUCGCUCAAGACUGUUUUCGUCGAGGUCUCAACGACGGGCUUGUUCGGCACCUGGACGCGCCCCGGCGGAAGCUCUGCCAUUAUCCAAUCGGGAGUUGAGGGACCUGCUGCUUUCUGGGAUAACCAGGUUACUGGCCGCGCACACGUCUUGCUUGAUUUCUAUGGUGCCGAUGGCUACAGGCCGUACGAGACGAACAACGUUGCGAGCAACUCUGGCUGGACUGCGAGCUCCAGGACCAACUUCCCGAGCGGAUUGAGACACGGCAGUGUGCUGCCGAUUAACCAGACAUUGUAUGAUGCUCUCGGACAGCGCUUCCAAUGA
Messenger RNA from Colletotrichum truncatum, 1044 nucleotides. Its product is annotated as glycoside hydrolase family 43 protein. NCBI's taxonomy places the organism in Eukaryota, Fungi, Ascomycota, Sordariomycetes, Glomerellales, Glomerellaceae. The record is from RefSeq and is a predicted model, not a curated record.